AUGGCCUCUCACCACGGCAGUUACCAAGCCGUGAUUUGCCAGAUUGGCUUUGGGGAACCGGCGAAGGGCACAUUCGAAGCGCCAGUAUGUGCCUCGCAGGUUGAUCAUGGCACCGACGUAUUGACGGAACCAAAACAAUCUGAGGAUGUUACUAUUGACAGGCCAAUAAAACUGGAUCCUGACGCUCUGGUUCGGGCUGUGAAGCGCCGUCGUAUAUUAGAUGAGCUAGUACACACCGAAGAAGACUAUAUCAGUGAUAUAAGGUUGCUUUUAAAUGUUUAUGUUACGAUGCUGGUGUCGCUUCCUUCCACAUAUCAUGGCUUACGGCAAUCAGUCAACCGGAAUCUCUCUGACAUCUUACAGCUGCAUGAAGAAUUCUUGGACGAGCUUCAGCGCGCCGUCUCAAAUUCGGGGAUCAAAGAAUUUGGUCAUCUCGAAGGUGUUACUGGAAUACCAGACCAACCGCUCCAUGAUCGGACGCAAGUCUUCAGUCGUAACGGAAGAGCCAACGUUCACCGCGGUCGGUCAACCAUGGAAACUUCUGAGCUAUGUGCAGAACCACAAGUUAUUGUUGAAGUUUCCAAAAUCUUUGAGAGACAGAUGAGUCGUUUCUUUAUAUAUAAAGAGUAUGGCGCCAAGUAUGAAAUGAUGGUUCAAGAAACAGCUUCAGUAUAUGAUACAUUGCCGGACUGGGAUUGUAACCAGAAAGGGCUCGAGGCCCUGUCAGCUCUAUUAAGCACGAGGAGCUGUGCACUGCGCAACACCAACAGAGCGGCUACUAUGAAAGAUCUCCUUGUGAAGCCGAUACAAAGAAUCUGCAGGUACCCUUUGAUAUUUGGAGAGCUCCUCAAAUAUACGCCUGUUGCUGAUUGCCCUAACGCACACAUGGCGGCUGAGAGCGUGUUAGCCCGGUUUCGAGAAGCAACAACAGAAAUUAACCAGGUGACAAAUGACCCUCAAAUGAGGAACACUUUAUCACGCUCCUGGUUACUACAAGACCGACUCGUAUUUCCAAACAGGAGUUUCGAUUCGGUUUCCAAAGAUCGUGUACGAUCUUUCGGUCAUGUUCGCCUAUGCGGAACUCUCCACGUCUGUUGGCAAACUCCAGAUGGAGUUGACGGCCAAUACUUGAUAUGUAUACUUUACCCUGAUGUUCUCUGCUUGGCAUGUGCUGGGAAAGUAGAUCCCAUAUAUACCAUAAAAGCUUGUAUAAAUGUGCAUGAAGUCAAAAUAGAGGAGGCAGAUAACGGAAGAGGUUUACAAUGCCACACAGCUCCUUUCUCUUGGAAGCUCGUUUUUGAAUGCCAUCAUCAGCUAUUUGAAAUUAUUAUGACGGCCUGUGCCCCCAAAGAAGAAGUGGAAUGGCGCGCACGAUUAUCUUCACCACUAGCACAAUGCAAAAUUGGAGUGGCAACCACGCUUACAUUUCUGGACUUGAACAUUAAAAGCCUUGGGGCUGUUACCAGCAAAUCAGAUCCUGGUGCUCGAAGACUGUCCAUUCGGAGAGCUACCACGAUAUGUCCCAAGCCAGCUUUGUACCAGGUAAUCAUCAAAAACACAAGUGGAGUUCGCCAAACCAGCGGCCACGGUUCUACGUCGUUAAACAUGCAUCGAUCUCAUUCGCUACUUGCUGCAAAGACUCGUGUUUCGUUUCUCGCGCCACCUCGAAGCGAACGCGCGCGUUUAGAGAUUAUUUUGGCUGAUGUCUGGAGUCAAGAGAUUCUGCCCUUUUCAGGCAUGAGUGGUCGGUCGAGAAGUGAGCGUCUAGUUAGAACAUCAGCCUCGACGGUUAUUAGGAAGCUGAGUGUGGCGAGUAUUGCAAGCUCCUUUGCCAAGAGAGCUAGCGGACUGAGGCAGAGAAUGUCACUCGAAGACACUUUCCGGCCAGUCGGGCUACAAACGACACCUUCAGAAGUGGCAGACCCUGGAUCCACGUCAAACUCGGAAAACAGAAUGAGUGAUUUAGAGAGGCAUAAAGCUUCGACAGCCGCAGCAAAGCGCUCAUUGUCUCAGGAGGAAAUACAGGGAACGACGAAGAAGAGAAGCGGCAUGUCAGGUCAUGGAUUCCGAGGCAUGUUCAGUUAA
Metarhizium brunneum ARSEF 3297 is the source of this 2085-nucleotide messenger RNA. The record is from RefSeq and is a predicted model, not a curated record. Lineage: Eukaryota; Fungi; Ascomycota; Sordariomycetes; Hypocreales; Clavicipitaceae.